Messenger RNA from Drosophila montana, 5089 nucleotides. Its product is annotated as glycogen debranching enzyme. The coding region runs from base 53 to 4873 and encodes 1606 amino acids. The record is from RefSeq and is a predicted model, not a curated record. Gene Ontology annotation, biological process: glycogen catabolic process; glycogen biosynthetic process. The transcript has 8 exons. Gene Ontology annotation, molecular function: 4-alpha-glucanotransferase activity; amylo-alpha-1,6-glucosidase activity. Lineage: Eukaryota; Metazoa; Arthropoda; Insecta; Diptera; Drosophilidae.
CCGAGAAACGCUUCCAAAUUUCAUUUCAAGCUUUUCGUGAUAACGCUACGCAAUGCUAGUCGAGGGUCUCAGGUGGCUCUACAAGAGCACACGGCGCAAUUUCUAUGCACUGAUCCACAUCCUAAUGGGCUAUCAGUUCUUUCGCUGGCUCCUCGAAUACUAUGCGCAACUAACAACGGGACCGGUAAAUGGCGGGAUGCAGCAGCAGCAGCAGCAGCAAAGGCGGCAGCCAGUGCAAAGUUUUGAUAAGGUUUUAACAAUGAGCAAGGACAUCGAAUCGCACAGCAUACCCAUUGCGGAGGGCACAAAUGCUGAGCAUGUGCUAUAUCGUUUGAAGCGCGGCUCCAAGUUGCGCGUGCAUCCGGAUGUCUCGUUGCUGGGCCGCAAAAUCCUGCUGCACACCAAUUAUCCCGACGAGGGCAAGAAGUUUGUGCGCACCGAAUAUCGCGUGCUCGGCUGGCAGCUGAGGGAUGGCCAGCAAAUAACUAGCGAUAAGCAUCCGGAUGUCCAUGUGGUGGACACGGACAUCUACAGCGAGCUGCAGUUGAACUUGUCGGGCACGUUUCGAUUCUACUUCCGAUUUGCCGAUCGGGAAGCCAAGCCGGACGCACAGCCGGAUGGCGCGUUGUAUGUGCAGGUGGAGCCCACGCUGCAUGUGGGUCCAGCGGGUGCCCAAAAGAUAAUACCCCUCAAUUCUAUACGCUGUCAAACGGUGAUGGCCAAGCUUCUGGGUCCGCUGAACACGUGGGAGGCGAAGCUGCGCGUGGCCAAGGAGUCCGGCUACAAUGUCAUACACUUUACGCCCAUACAGGAGCUGGGCGGGUCACGGUCCGGCUACUCGCUGCGUGAUCAGUUAAGUGUCAACCCCAACUUUGCGGCCAAGAAGGGUGAGCGGGUCACGUUUGAGGAUGUGGAGAAGGUUAUUAAGAAGUGCCGCCAGGAAUGGGGCGUAGCUUCCAUUUGCGACAUUGUGCUUAAUCACACGGCCAAUGAAUCCGAUUGGCUGCUGAAGCAUCCGGACGCGACUUACUCGUGCGCCACAUGCCCCUAUUUGCGUCCGGCUUUCCUGUUUGAUGCUGCACUGGCGCAGUGCAGCGAAGACAUAGCCGCGGGCAAGCUGGAGCAUGUGGGCGUGCCCGAGAUCAUCGAUCAGGAGUGCCAUUUGGAAGCUUUAAAGUACCAAUUGCAUAAUGCCUACCUAUCCAAGGUCAAUAUACACGAACUGUAUCAGUGCGACGUGAUGAAGUACGUGAACGAGUUCAUGUCGCAGGUGCGCACACGUGAGCCGCCCAAGAAUGUGGCGAAGGAGUCGCGCUUCCAGGAGAUUCAACUGAUACAGGACCCGGCAUAUCGUCGCUUGGGUAGCACAAUUGAUUUUGAGCUGGCAUUGGACAUCUUUAAUGCUUUCCAUGGCGACUGUUUCGAUGAGGAGUCACGUUUCCGCAAAUGCGCCGAGACACUGCGCCAUCAUCUCGAAGCGCUCAAUGAGCAGAUCCGGGCCGAGCUCCAAGGCCAUCUCAACUAUGCCAUCGAGAACUGCUUGGCGGGCGUGCGGUACGAGCGCGUCCAGCAGGACGGGCCGCGUGUGCAAGAAAUCUCCAUCAAGCAUCCGGUCUUCAUGACCUACUUUACGCAUACACGAAUCGAGGGCAAAUCGCUGCAGGAGAUCGAGGAGGAUAUGUACGGGCAAGCGGGCGAGUUCUUUAUGGCCCACAAUGGCUGGGUGAUGGGCUCCAGUGAUCCGCUCUUGGACUUUGCCGAGGCGCAAAAUCGCGGAAAUGUUUAUCUAAAGCGUGAGCUAAUCUCCUGGGGCGACAGCGUUAAGCUGCGUUUCGGCAAACGCCCGGAGGACAGUCCCUACCUGUGGCAGCACAUGACCGAGUAUGUAGAGAAAACGGCGCGUAUUUUCGACGGCGUACGUCUGGACAACUGCCAUUCGACGCCGCUGCACGUGGCCGAGUAUCUGCUGGAUGCGGCACGCAAAAUCAAUCCCGAGCUGUAUGUGGUCGCCGAGCUAUUUACCAACUCCGACGGCACCGACAAUGUCUUCGUCAACCGGCUGGGCAUUACGUCUCUGAUACGGGAAGCUCUUUCCGCUUGGGAUUCCCAUGAGCAGGGUCGCCUGGUAUACCGUUACGGUGGCGGACCUGUCGGCGGCUUCUUUGCGAAUCCCAAUCGUGAUGCGGCGCCCUGCGUGGCGCAUGCGCUCUUCAUGGACCUGACACACGACAAUCCCUCACCCAUUGAGAAGCGUUCAGUCUACGAUUUGCUGCCCUCAUCGGCGCUGGUGGCGAUGGCCUGUUGUGCCACGGGCAGCAAUCGCGGCUACGAUGAGCUAGUUCCGCAUCAUAUUCAUGUGGUCGACGAGGAACGCCCGUAUCAGGAGUGGGGCAAGGGCGUUGACUUUAAAACGGGCAUUAUAGCCGCCAAGCGCGCCUUGAAUAUACUGCACGGCCAGCUGGCGGAGGAGGGUUUCAGUCAGGUGUACGUAGAUCAAAUGGAUCCCAAUGUGGUCGCCGUGACGCGUCACUCGCCCAGCACACACCAGACGGUCAUCCUGGUUGCCCACACCGCGUUUAGCUAUCCGCAUCCCAAUGCUGGCGCCACCAAUGUGCGCCCGCUGCGCUUCGAGGGCGUCUUAGACGAGAUCAUACUCGAGGCCAACUUGACCAUGAAAAGCGACAAGCCCUUCGAUCGUCCGGCCCCUUUCAAGAAGGACGACCAUGUGCUGAACGGCUUCACACAGUUCGAGCUGUCGCUGCAGGAACACAUACCGCUCACCAAGUCGCAAGUAUUCGAGACAAGCCUCUACACGGACGGCAACAACACGCAGCUCAACUUUGCCAAUCUGCGUCCCGGCACUGUGGUCGCCAUCCGUGUCUCCAUGCAUCCCAGCGCCCGCAAGAGUUUCGAUCGCCUGCAGCAGGUCACGAAUGCUCUGCGCCUGGAGUCGGGUGCCCAGUGUGAAGAGCUCAAGUCGAUUGUCUCCAAAUUGGAUUUACCAGCAUUGAGUCGGGCGCUGUUCAGCUGUGAUCAGGAGGAACGCGACAUGGGCCUGGGUGGCUCCGCCUAUGAUAUACCCAACUUUGGGCCCAUUGUGUACUGUGGCCUGCAGGGCUUCGUCUCGCUGCUGACGGAGAUUUCACCACGCGACGACCUGGGCCAUCCACUGUGCAACAACUUGCGGGAUGGCAAUUGGAUGAUGGAUUACAUUGCCGAUCGCCUCAAUAACUUUGCGGAUCUGAAACCCCUGUCGAGCUGGCUUAGGGCAACCUUUGAUCCGUUGAAGAACGUGCCACGCUACCUCAUACCCUGUUACUUUGAUACCAUUGUGAGCGGUGUCUACAAUGUACUGGUCAAUCAGGUCAAUCAAUUGAUGCCCGAUUUUAUACGCGAUGGUCAUAACUUUACACAAUCCCUGGCGCUCUCGACGCUCCAGUUCCUGGCCGUUUGCAAUUCGGCGAAUCUGCCGGGCUUUAGCCUUGCGCUCAGCCCACCAAAGCCGCCGAAGCAGUGCGUCACCUUGUCCGCUGGCCUGCCCCACUUUUCCACAGGCUAUAUGCGCUGCUGGGGCCGGGACACGUUCAUCGCACUGCGCGGCACAAUGUUGCUCACGGGACGUUUUACGGAGGCGCGCUUUAUCAUAAUUGGCUUUGCGUCGGCCAUGCGACAUGGCCUGAUACCGAAUCUGUUGGAUAAUGGCGUUAAGCCGCGUUUCAAUUGCCGCGAUGCGGUCUGGUGGUGGAUGCACAGCAUUGCCCAGUACGUGAACGAGGCGCCGAAGGGUGCCGCUAUACUCAACGAUAAGGUGUCACGGAUUUUCCCCUAUGAUGAUUCCGAACCUCAUCCGCCUGGCGCCUUCGAUCAGCUGCUGCACGACGUCAUGCAGGAGGCACUGCAGGUGCACUUCCAGGGUCUGCAGUAUAGGGAACGCAAUGCCGGCCAGGAAAUAGAUGCACACAUGGUCGAUCAGGGUUUCAACAAUCACAUUGGAGUGCAUCCGGAGACGGGCUUCGUGUUUGGCGGCAACAGCGCCAACUGCGGCACCUGGAUGGACAAAAUGGGCUCCUCCGAGAAGGCGGGCAAUCGCGGACGACCCAGCACGCCGCGCGAUGGCUCCGCCGUGGAACUGGUUGGCCUGCAGUACGCCGUGCUGCGUUUCAUGCAGGGACUUAGCGAGCGAAAGAUUAUUCCGCACAGCGGCGUGGAACGCAAGGGUCCGUCCGGCGAGCUGACAAAGUGGAGCUACAAGGAGUGGGCAGAUCGCAUACAGAACAAUUUUGAUGCGAAUUUCUUUGUCAAGGACACGGACAGAACAUCGGUGGCCAACAAGAAGGGCAUCUACAAGGAUAGCUUUGGAGCCACGCAGGACUGGACAGACUUCCAGCUGCGCUGCAACUUUCCCAUAACGCUGACAGUGGCCCCGGAACUGUGCAAUCCGAAGAACGCCUGGCGUGCCCUGGAGCAGGCCAGAAAGUAUCUGCUUGGCCCGUUGGGCAUGAAGACAUUGGACCCGGAUGACUGGAACUACAGAGCCAAUUACGACAACUCCAACGAUUCGGCUGACUGCACCGUGGCACAUGGCGCCAACUAUCAUCAGGGACCCGAAUGGGUGUGGCCCAUAGGCUUCUAUCUGCGCGCCCGUCUCAUAUUCGCCAAGAAGUGCGGCUACCUGGACGAGACCAUUGCCGAGACGUGGGCCAUAUUGCGGGCACAUCUGCGCGAGAUGCAAACAUCCCAUUGGCGCGGCCUGCCCGAGCUGACCAACGACAAUGGCAGCUACUGCAACGACUCCUGUCGCACGCAGGCCUGGAGUGUGGGCACAGUGCUGGAGGUGCUGAACGAUCUGCAUGCGCUCGGCGCGGAUGUCUAGGCAAAAUUACAAAGUCAACGAAUCUCUCUCCGCCUGCAGAGAUACCAUAUAAUUCUAAAUGAUACAAAAUUUAUCCAAUACACACUUAAUUGGUUAGCUGCCACUGAUGUGCAUAACCAUCAAAUUAGUUGUUCAAUUUGUUACCCAACUUGUGGAUCAUCCGAUACUCUCUCUGUCUCUCUCUUUAUACAUAUUAAAGUUAUUUUAUCUAUGCCA